AUGCCGGUCUCCUCACAAUAUCCUUCGGUUGAGAUCCCGAAUAUUGAUUUGUGGGCAUUCCUUCUCGAGCGGAAAGAUAAGCUCUUCCCCGAUGAUAAAGUGAUCUAUACCGAUGCCGAUACUCGACGGUCAUACACCUACAAAGAUGUCAAGCAAUCCGCGAUCGCAUUUGGCCAGGGCCUGAAGUCCAUCUAUGAUUGGCGCAAAGGCGAUGUCCUCGCUCUAUACACCCCCAACAGCAUCGAUACCCCAGUCGUCAUGUACGGCGCGCUCUGGGCAGGCGGCGUUGUUUCUCCCUCCAACCCAGCUUACACCGUGGAAGAACUUGCAUUUCAAUUGAGAGACUCCGGCGCAAAGGCCGUUGUCACCCAAUUACCAGUCCUGCCUGUCGCGCGAGCAGCCGCAAAGCAGGUCGGCAUCCCAGACGACCACAUUAUCCUGAUUGGAGACCAGCGUGACCCCGAGGCCAAGGCCAAGCACUUCACCUCCGUCCGCAACAUUUCCGGCGCUACUCGCUUCCGACGCAGCAAGAUCAACCCGGAGAAGGACCUCUCUUUCCUUGUUUAUUCUUCGGGAACAACUGGUGUCCCCAAGGGUGUUAUGCUGUCUCAUCGCAACAUCGUUGCCAACAGCCUUCAGCUGGCUUCAGGCGAAGCGGGUAAUAUCAAGUGGAAUGGUGGCGCGGACGAUAAGGGUGACCGUGUACUUGCCUUUCUUCCAUUCUUCCAUAUUUACGGCUUAACAUGUCUCGUCCACCAAACUCUCUACCAGGGCUACGAGCUAGUCGUCAUGGCUAAGUUUGAUCUGGAGAAAUGGUGCCAGCACGUCCAGGACUACAAGAUCACAUUCAGCUACGUAGUCCCUCCCGUCGUCCUCCUCCUAGGCAAACACCCCAUCGUUGAGAAGUACGAUCUCUCUACCAUCCGCAUGAUGAACUCCGGCGCAGCCCCUCUCACUCAAGAACUCGUCGAAGCCGUCUACAGCCGCCUCGGCGUCGGCAUCAAGCAGGGUUACGGGCUCAGCGAAACCAGUCCCACCACGCACACGCAACCCUGGUCUGAGUGGCGCUCCUCCGUCGGCUCCGUCGGAAAACUCCUCCCCAACAUGGAGGCCAGGUACAUGACCAUGCCCGAAGACGGCUCUAACCCUGCUGAAGUCGCUACCGGCGAAGUUGGAGAACUCUACCUGCGUGGCCCUAACAUCUUCCUCGGAUACCACAACAACCCGGCUGCGACGGCAGACUCGAUCUCCCCCGAUGGCUGGUUCCGCACCGGUGAUGUCGGCUACCAGGAUCCCAAGGGCAACUUCUACAUCACGGAUCGUGUCAAGGAACUCAUUAAGUACAAGGGAUUCCAGGUCGCCCCUGCUGAGCUGGAGGGUAUCCUCGUUGACAAUGCCUCUGUUGAUGACGUUGCCGUCAUUGGUGUUGAGAGCGCCGAGCACGGCACCGAGGUGCCCGUUGCAUACGUUGUGCGGAGCGGCAAGAGCAAGGAAUCUGGUGUUUCGGACGCAGAUGAGGGUGCGAAUAUUGUGAAAUGGCUAGAGGGCAAGGUUGCGCAUCACAAGCGUCUGCGUGGUGGUGUGCGAUUUGUUGAGGAGAUUCCGAAGAGUGCGUCCGGGAAGAUUCUACGGAGGAUGUUGAAGAAGCGCGCGCAGGAAGAGACGGUCGCGCCGAAGGCUAAGCUAUGA
This is a messenger RNA of Aspergillus puulaauensis, 1689 nucleotides long. Its product is annotated as acyl--CoA ligase. Bases 1 to 1689 code for a protein of 562 amino acids. Gene Ontology annotation, biological process: secondary metabolic process. Gene Ontology annotation, molecular function: CoA-ligase activity. Lineage: Eukaryota; Fungi; Ascomycota; Eurotiomycetes; Eurotiales; Aspergillaceae. The transcript is spliced from 3 exons. The record is from RefSeq and is a predicted model, not a curated record.